AUGGGAUGCGGAACCUCCGUUGCGACAGAGCCACAAGGAAAAAGAGCGGAGACAGAUGAAGCAGCUAAGACUCCCAGCCCGGCUCUAACUAUGAAGGCAGCUAUUUUGAUCCAGAGAUGGUACCGGCGCUACAUGGCCCGCCUUGAGAUGAGGCGCAGGUACACCUGGAACAUCUUCCAGUCCAUUGAAUAUGCCGGUGAACAAGACCAGCUACAGCUCUCUGGUUUCUUCAGUUUCAUGCUCGACAACUUCACUCAGCUGAAUGGAAAUGGGCCAGACUUGAUCUCCCAGCUGCUGGACCCUGUCGUCGACCCCUGGUUAGAUAGAGAGACCUGCUACAACAUGAUCUCUGUUCCAGAGUCGUACACUGGGCCACGGCUGUCGUUUCCUCUCUCCGUCUCCGACACGAAUGCCCUCCUCAAUGCAUUUAAAGAGCAGCAGUCUCUACAUGCCAGAUAUGUGCUGCAGCUGCUGUACGAGACCAAGAAGCUCCUCAAACAGAUGCCCAACAUCACCCACUUGUCUACAUCAUACACAGAGAUCACUAUAUGCGGUGAUCUGCAUGGUCGGCUUGAUGACUUACUUCUCAUAUUUUAUAAGAAUGGUCUUCCUUCUGCUGAGACACCAUAUGUGUUUAACGGGGACUUUGUGGACCGGGGGAAAAAGUCAAUCGAAGUGGUCAUCCUCCUGUUCGCCUACCUUCUGCUUUACCCCGACUACAUGCACCUGAAUCGAGGAAACCACGAAGACCACAUAAUGAACCUCAGAUAUGGUUUCACAAAAGAAGUCAUGCAGAAGUACAAGACUCAUGGCUGUGAGAUCCUCCAGCUGUUUCAGGAUGUCUUCAGUCUUCUGCCUGUUGCCACGGUGAUAGACGGAAAGAUCCUGAUUGUUCACGGAGGAAUAUCAGACCAAACUGAUCUGGACUUCCUCAGUUCUAUAGAGAGGCAGAAGGUUAAAUCUGCCCUGAGGUUUCGCAGACACAGUUUGGAGCAGCUGGACAUCGGUCGCUCCUGCAGACAGGCAAAAAGGAUGAGAUCAACAGACAGCUCUCGUCCCAGCAGCAGUCACAGCCACAGAAAGAACCAAAGAACACCAAACCAAAGAAAGAGGCACUGUGGGCUAAGCCGACAAGACAGUGCCGCCUCCUUUUCUUCCUCCUCGUCCUCCUCUUCCUCGUCUUCCUCGUCUCUCUGCUCUCCUCGAACUCCUUCCUGCCGCUCUCCUCGGCCAUGCCCAUCUUCUCCCAGCAUGCCUUAUGCUUUUAAUGUCCUCCAAGUGCCUUUUCUGGACUCUCUGUCCUCUGUGUCCCCUCCUUCGCUUCCUCAACAUGAACGGGAAUGGAAACAGAUUGUGGAUAUAUUGUGGAGUGACCCUAAAACCCAAGAAGGCUGCAGUCCCAACACAUUCAGAGGAGGAGGCUGCUACUUUGGCCCUGACGUCACCCAGAGACUGCUGCUCCAGCACGGACUGCAGCUGCUCAUUAGAUCCCACGAGUGCAAACAGGAGGGCUAUGAGCUCUGUCAUGGUGGACAGGUGAUCACCAUCUUCUCUGCGUCAAACUACUACGAGGAGGGAAGCAACCGUGGCGCCUACAUCAAAGUAGGCAGAGAACUGGUUCCCCGCUUUUACCAGUACCAAGUCAGCCGCACAACACGCAAACUUACCCUGACGCAGAGAGUGCGAGCUGCUGAAGGCUCUGCUCUCAGGGCCCUGAAAGAGAAACUGUUUGCCCAUCGCUCUGAGCUGAUGGCAGGUUUCCAGCAGUAUGACCAGAAUAACACCGGUAGCGUGUCAGUCAGUGAAUGGGCUUUGGUGUUGGAGACUGUGUUGAGGCUGGACCUGCCCUGGAGGACACUUCGCCCACACUUAGCCCACCUGGCAGCAGAUGGCAGUGUGGAGUAUCAGUCCUGCUUUGAGGACAUGGGACCAGGAACACAGCUGCCUCAGGUGACUCCAAACCUGGCUGAAACUCUGUUCAGAUACAGGACUGACAUUGAGAUCAUAUUCAACAUUAUAGACAAAGACCACUCAGGUCUGAUCUCCAUCGAGGAGUUUCGUCAUACCUGGCGUCUUUUCAGCGCCCACCUGGGGGUCGACAUCAACGACACAGCCAUCGAUGACCUGGCCCGCAGCAUUGACUUCAACAAGGAUGGCAGUAUAGACUUCACUGAGUUCCUGGAGGCCUUCAGAGUGGUACACAAACUGGACAACAAGGAUCAACAAUUCAACGGGAAGACAGAUGGAGAGAAGUAUUCCUAA
Scomber japonicus (chub mackerel) is the source of this 2262-nucleotide messenger RNA. It is a transcript of the gene ppef1, whose product is annotated as protein phosphatase, EF-hand calcium binding domain 1. Gene Ontology annotation, biological process: detection of stimulus involved in sensory perception. The transcript has 18 exons. NCBI's taxonomy places the organism in Eukaryota, Metazoa, Chordata, Actinopteri, Scombriformes, Scombridae. The record is from RefSeq and is a predicted model, not a curated record. Gene Ontology annotation, cellular component: cytosol; nucleus. Gene Ontology annotation, molecular function: protein serine/threonine phosphatase activity; protein binding; iron ion binding. Bases 1 to 2262 code for a protein of 753 amino acids.